Alternaria alternata is the source of this 1014-nucleotide messenger RNA. RefSeq lists its product as hypothetical. NCBI's taxonomy places the organism in Eukaryota, Fungi, Ascomycota, Dothideomycetes, Pleosporales, Pleosporaceae. The coding region runs from base 231 to 887 and encodes 218 amino acids. The record is from RefSeq and is a predicted model, not a curated record. The transcript has a single exon.
GCCAAAGUACCGUUGGUGGCUUACUAGCGUUCGCGUGUCAUGCAUCGCGCUGCAACCUGAAUCCUCCUUUCCACGCAACCAGACUUCUGCCUGAGGAUAAUUACGCAGCCAUGUCUGCCUUACGCGCACAUCACGCACCACAAUAAUGCCAUAAAGAGGGACACGUCUUCUUGAUCAUGUACUAACAAUGCGAUAACAUAGCCAUUGCAGCCACCAAAUACGCGCCCACAAUGCCCAUCACCGAACUCGCUCUCCUCCACCUCACACCCGGUACCACAAUCGACGAUGCCGCCCUCCGCUCGAAACUGUCGCACGCAAAAACAGUCCUGCAGAACUACACCGGCCGGACCUUCUACUACAUGCAGCAGACGGAAGACCCAUCUUGCAUUUACGUCAUCGGAGAAUGGGACUCGCUUGAUCAGCACUUAAACGAUUUCAUCCCAAGCGCAGACAACCAAGCUUUACUGGAGAGUCUAAAAGACGCGAUUACUGUAGACUCCAACCUCGAACACCUUGAUGUAUCGAACGCUGAGCUCCCCUUGCCGACAACUCAGGCGCAACUCGAACAAGCGCGUCGUGGGGAACUGGUAUGGAGUAUCGUUCAUUGCAACGUCAAGGCUGAUGAGCGACACCGGUUCCUCGAUGCUUUUAAUGAAGAACUGCGGUUCUUACAGGGUCAUAUAAACGAGUUAAAGGGUAAGACAGGGCGUGGAUGGUGUGUUAGUGGGAAAGGAGACAAGGGAAAUGUUUCUGUGGCUUUGUGUCCGUGGAAGAGCGUUGAGCAACAUUUGGGAUUCGGCAAAACGGAAGGGUACGCGGAGGUUGGGGAUAUUGGAGAUUUUGUUGAUGAGAUUGAUGUUAAGCAUGCUAAGCUUCUGGACAUCUGAUCUUGAUCUAACAGUUACGCGAUAACGUAUUUCAAAGGUAUACACUGUCACCUUUUUGAUAGUACACCAACGUAGAUUGCUGUGUAUACCAUCAUUGUGGCUUUUCAGGCUUGAUCACGACGAACGG